This is a messenger RNA of Hydra vulgaris (swiftwater hydra), 3479 nucleotides long. RefSeq lists its product as uncharacterized. NCBI's taxonomy places the organism in Eukaryota, Metazoa, Cnidaria, Hydrozoa, Anthoathecata, Hydridae. The record is from RefSeq and is a predicted model, not a curated record. Gene Ontology annotation, molecular function: lipid binding.
UUACCUUUUAUCAAAAAGUACAAAAAAAAAAUACAAGUAGUUAUCAACAAGUAGUUUCACAACAAUGAAUGCAAGUGUCUGAGCAGAAAGGCUUGCAUAAAAUGCAAGCAAUUUUUUUAUUAUGGCGCCAAUAGAAGUUCAUAAAAAUGUUGAAGAUGUGAAUUCGGAACCUGAAAUUGAUAACAAUGAAGAUGUUAUAAAAAAACAUGCUAAAAAUGAGGUGUGGCGGUUAACAGUAACUCUUUGUAUUGUUAUUUUGGUAUCCUAUGUUUGUGGAUUGUUUCAGUUUUCAAUUAUUGCUCCUUUGGUUAUUUGUCUUUAUGCACUGUGGAUUUGGAAUAUCAAGGUUGAUCGAAUUCAAAACUGGUUUUACAGAGAGCACGAGAUGCGCGAAAAAAGAAAACAAGCAUUUUUUCAACCUGAAACAGUUGAAUGGCUUAAUUUUUUGCUUAAUAGAUGGUGGUACUUUAGCGAUCGAACGAUUUAUGAGUUGAUGAAGAGAGGUUUAGAUCCUGUAUUAGAGGGAGCCAAACCCAAAUUUAUUGAAUCUAUUGAAGUAAGAGACUUUACACUUGGUAACAGAACUCCAUAUUUUAAGUAUCUUACAGUUUAUGAUACAACUGAAGAUCUUCGCAAGCUAAUGGCUUCAGAAGUUUUGUAUCGUAAUCCACCUUCUGAUCUGCCGAAACGACCACGCUAUCAAGUAGUUAUUGAUGCAGAUAUGGCUCUUGAUGCCCCCGAUUCCAAAAUGAUCAUCACAACAAAAAUAUCCAACAAAAUGUCAGAUAUUGAAAUAAGUGUCGAACAGUUUCAAAUUCGUGGUCGCAUUCAACUUGUACUUUUUUUUAACCAGAGCAUACCAUUUCCUCAUUUAGCUGCUUUUUCUAUAAGCUUUCUUCAUGUCCCAAAAGUAAAUUUUGAAAUUCGUAUGCUGAAAAAAAUUCAGCUAAUGGAGUUUCCGUUGUUGAGAAAUUGGAUAAAUGAACUUGUAAAUGAUUCGCUUAAAAUAUCAUUGGUUGAUCCUGGUUAUGUAACCAUUCCCUUGUGCAAUGACCCUGAGUUGUUAGGAAGGCAAAGUGGUUAUGCUACUGGUGUAUUAACCAUAACAAUUAAAGGUGGUUUAAAUGGAAAAGCCACAAGUGAUGAGCAAUGGUGUUCCCUCACAUUAGACAGGCUAAAAAUCCGAACAAAAGAGAUCAGUGCGGAUGUUUUAUGGCAAGAGCAAGUUUCAAUGUUGAUUCAUAGUUUGCAGUUUGAUAAGUUACGUGUUAAAAUUAAAGGUAAACGUAGGUUUGGGCCAGAUUUUACCAUUGUUCAGUAUGUGUUGCCACUGAUCAGAAUGAAUUUAGAGCAGAAUCCAGAACAAGACAUAGAGUUACAAGAUGAAAAUAUUGAAGGAUCUUUGUUAUGUUUGCAUCUUGAUUAUUCUUCACUUCCUAUAAUUGAUGUUUGCAAUGAAACUGAUGCUCAAAUGUUUGAAAAAAGUUUUAUUGAGAAGUAUGAACAGCCAACAGAAGUGUCAGGUGUGCUGUUUGUGCGAGUGCAUAAAGGUGUUAACUUGAUUCCUAUGGAUAGCAGUGGUACAAGUGAUCCUUAUGUUAUGAUCUUUGCAAACAAAGAGUUGAUACAAAUUGGACAUGUUAUUGAGGAGACUUUAAACCCUGAAUGGGACACGAUGAUUGAGUUUUUUACUUUAGACUACACCCAAACAACGCUAUCAUUUAUAAUUCAUGACCAAAACCCUUUGAUUCUAAAAAAUGUCAUUCUUGCUGAUGACAAUGAUGACUUUAUGGGAUCCUGUAAUCUGCCACUUACCAGGAAUGACUGGUAUAUUUUUAAAAGAGAAUUAAACGUUGUAUUUAAAUUCCACGGUGACACAAAAAGAGGAUUAGCAGAAAGCUUGCGUAAAGUUGGAAAAAUUAUAGUUUCAGUUAUUUUCAGACCAAUAUCUUCAAUAAAGACAUCAGUUCGUCCAAGUAAAAAUUCUGCAAUGCCUCUUGGAGAACCUUUACAUCAAAAACGCACUAAAAUUGAUGCCGUUACAAUGGAAGCAAUUUUAUGCUCAGAAAGAGGAAGUUUAACAAUUGGCAUUUAUCGUGCUCGCAAACUUGUUGCCUUUGAUAUGAAUGGAAGAAGUGAUCCAUUUGUAAUUGUUCGGGUGGGUGAUUUAAAAAAUGAAAAGUAUAAGACAAAAAUUAUUUACCGCACUUUGAAUCCUGUCUGGAAUGAACAAGUUACAAUGGCCAUGCCUCAACGUCAUCAGAUUCUCUACAUUGAGGUAUGGGAUAAAGAUCCUUUUACUCAGGAAAAGAUGGGAGUAGUUCAAUUUCGUUAUGAAGACUUAUUGAAUUUAGGAGAAGGUGGUUUAGACUCAAAGCAUUGGUUCACUCUUGAGAAGUCCAAAUCUGGUGAAAUUCAACUGAGUUUUAAAGUCGAAGGGUUAGAGAAAAAAGUUAAUAAUGUUGCUGUGGACAACAAUCCUCAUGAGGUGUGUGGUUACAAUGAUGUAGAUGGACGGCAUUUUUCUACUUAUUCUUUUGAUAAUGGGACUGGUCUUUUAAAUGAUGAUGAAUACCUAGUUUUAGAUGAAAAGAUAAAGUUAGAUGAAAUGUUAUGUGAAGAUGAAAAUGCAGAUAAAGAUGAAUUUUUUUGUGACCAUCUUGCUAACAUUGAUGAUGAAGUCUGUCAUAAAGAUGAUGCUGGACUUGUUGAUCUCUCAGGUGAACCCCUGAAGUAUUAUGGGCUAUAUGGGGAGAUUCUUGAAGUUAGUGAUUUAAUGAUAAAUCAUGAUAUCAACGAGGUAUAUGUUAAGCUAAGAUUAGAUAGACAUGCAAAGUUUCAGCCACUUUCAAAAAGAAGUAUAUUAAAUAGAACAGAUAGAGUUUUAUGCCGAACACCAAAUCUUCAAACUGAUUCUAUUAUACAAGUUAAUGAAAAGUUUCAGUUAAAAAUAGAUGUUGGAAUUUCACCAUGUAUUUAUUUGAUAUUGGAAGUGAAAAGUGACAAAAAAGGAAAAGAUGUCAUUGAUUCUCAUUCCAUUUUGUUAAAGAAUUUUUUUAAAGGUGAAAAUCCUGCUACACGGCUUGUAAAACUUGACAAUGAUUCACAUGGUCCUAAUGUGGGUAGUGCAAUGAAGUUGAAGUUAGGAUAUUUUUUGGAUACGACAGCUCCAUCUUUACGAAAAAAUAGUUUCUUCCGCAAAACCGGAAAGACUACAUAACGCCAUUACUAACGUUGUUACGUCUGUAAAUAAUAAAAUAUAGUUGGUAAUACUUGUUCAACAUUUAACAUCAACAUGAAAUACUUACAAUCUGGAGACAUAAGAAAUUCUUAACUAUAGUUCUGAAAAUAUAAAAAAAUUUUUUAUUUUUUUGUACACAAUUUUCCUAUCGCUUUAUUUUUUUAUAAAUUAAUUUGUUUUUUUUUUAAAAAAGUAUUUAAUAAUUUAUGUAUACUUACGUAUAAAAUGUUUUAAAUUG